AUGCUUUCCCGACAGGUAGCCCUUGCAGUGCUCAUUGCCGUGGCUCAUGCCCGCUUUAACCAGGAACAAAUCCCGAUCCCUGAUAUUGCUGCAGUCAAGGGCGGUGAUCCUGGCGCUGCAGCCACCAUCGCUGGUGCAGCCAUCAGCGACUUGCUUGCCGGGGCCAAUGCCUGCGACAAGUUGAAACGUGGUGACCAGAUCCUUGCAGAACUUGGUACUGAUGCCGAUGCCAUCGCUGCCGCCAUCGGGAUGGUUGCUGCCGAGAAGAACUUCAAUCCCUUCGUCCAGGAUAUCCCCACCAUCUGCAGUGACCCGACCCUGCCCGCCAACGAGCUCCUGCGUGGCAUUACUCCUCAGAUCGAUCCCAAUGUGGAUGGAUCUGCCGCCGCCAAUGCAUUGUCUGACCAGACCAAGGCCAAUCCUCUGGAUGCCACUGGCAAGAGUGUGGCAGACUUGCUCACUGAGAAUGGAUUUGCCAAUUUCAUCGCCCAAGAUGCCGCUGGUGGAACCACUGAGCCUGCAGCUGGCAACGCAGGUGGUGACGCAGGCGACGCAGGUGACGCAGGUGACGCAGGCGACGAUACUGGCAACGCAGGUGGUAACGCUGGCGGCAAUGCUGGCAACGGAGGAGCCGCCACGGAUUGCAAUGCCGCCCCUGUAGCAACUGACAAUUACAUCGCAGCCGCCACAGCCACAUCCGCAGCUCAACAGACUGCAACCACCAGUGCUGCCGGUGCCGGAGCCACUGGAGACGCUGGCGACGGCGCAGACAAUGGCGGUGCUGCUGACACAGACGGCGCUGACUUCGGUCAAUGUGUUCCCACUAUGAAAUUCGAAGGCGGCAUUGGCGGCAGACCUGCUACUGAGUUUACCUUCCUGCCCAUUGAUCCUUUGGUCGCUCAAGGCCAACAAGAGGCGUUGAACCCUAACAUCAUCACCAACAGAAUCUGCGACCAACUGACUAACGUCUGUGACGCCAACGCGGCAGCCAAGACCCUGUGUACGGACGCCCAAGCCCAGAUCCUCGCACUGGGCACCCGCGACAAGAGCACCGCUGAUACCUGGAACACCCUGCUGGGCUUCCCUGGCACCGUGACUAACCCCAGCGGUGGCCCGGCCGAGCCUCCUGCCAAGAUGAGAGUUGUUCGUUCCUUCAGGGCAUGA
Molecule: messenger RNA, 1164 nt
Organism: Exophiala aquamarina CBS 119918
Lineage: Eukaryota; Fungi; Ascomycota; Eurotiomycetes; Chaetothyriales; Herpotrichiellaceae
Exons: 3
Coding region: 1-1164 (387 amino acids)
Source: RefSeq, a predicted model, not a curated record